GUCUCUGUGUGUGUGUGUGUGUGCGUGUCUGUCUCUGUGUGUGUGUGUGUGUGUGUAUGCAGAUUUUCCAGAGCGGCGUGCGGCUCCUGCAGAACGUGCUAAGCGUGUGUGUGCGAGAGGCCCCGGGGCCCAUGGGCUCCACCGUCUGGGGCUGGCAGGACAUUCACCGCGUUCUCAAAGAGUUCGGCCCGCAGCAGAAGAGCUCGCCGAGACCGCUGUAUUUCGUCAAGGUGGAUGUGAGCGGAGCGUACGACAGUCUCCCUCAUCAGAAGCUGGUGGAGGUGUUGGGUGAAGUGCUGCGUGCGUUCUCUGAGCGGAGCUUCUUCGUGCGACAGUACGCUCGCGUCUGGAACAACCCUCACCUGGGCCUGAGGAAGCACUUCUGCACUAGAGUACGUGAGUGAGCACCAAUCAGUGAAUCAGACACACUGCAGCAAGUGUGUGACGUGUGUCUGUGUGUGUCUGUGUCUGUGUGUCUGUGUCU
Messenger RNA from Sinocyclocheilus grahami, 484 nucleotides. RefSeq names its product telomerase reverse transcriptase-like. Gene Ontology annotation, molecular function: telomeric repeat DNA binding; telomerase activity; telomerase RNA binding. Lineage: Eukaryota; Metazoa; Chordata; Actinopteri; Cypriniformes; Cyprinidae. The transcript has 2 exons. Gene Ontology annotation, cellular component: telomerase catalytic core complex. Gene Ontology annotation, biological process: telomere maintenance via telomerase. The record is from RefSeq and is a predicted model, not a curated record. Bases 57 to 404 code for a protein of 115 amino acids.